Stereum hirsutum FP-91666 SS1 is the source of this 1634-nucleotide messenger RNA. Its product is annotated as FAD/NAD-P-binding domain-containing protein. Gene Ontology annotation, molecular function: FAD binding. The coding region runs from base 144 to 1466 and encodes 440 amino acids. NCBI's taxonomy places the organism in Eukaryota, Fungi, Basidiomycota, Agaricomycetes, Russulales, Stereaceae. The transcript is spliced from 8 exons. Gene Ontology annotation, biological process: secondary metabolite biosynthetic process. The record is from RefSeq and is a predicted model, not a curated record.
CGCUAUUGCUAAACCACAACCUUCCUAACAUGGAUAUCCUUUCCUGUUGCUGUUUGGUCUCAACGAACUCGAGCUCUGCUCGGUGCUAGUAGGAUAAAGGUCUACUGCCGUUCAGUGCUCUUGACUAGCCACUGAUUUCAAAGAUGUCGAGACCAUCAACUGCCGCUCAUGAUAGUACUCGCCAAACCGGCAGCCUUGGACGAGACUUCCGGGUCGCUAUUGUGGGAGGAGGAAUAUGUGGACUGAUUGCCGCCAUCGGUCUCAACAAAUCCGGAAUACUCGUCGACAUAUUCGAGUCUGCGCCAAAGUACGGCGAGGUGGGCGCGGGAGUCGGUCUAGGUCCCAAUGCGAUUCAGGCUAUCAAAGAGCUGGGCAUCCUCGACGAGAUCAUCGCGCGAGCGGACCAGACGCUCUCGCGGCGAGGAUUCAACUUCAAGUUUGGUACGGGCGACUGUGACUUCAUUUGGAGUUAUCCUACUACUGAUGAUGAUUACGGCUUGGGAAUUCAUAGAGCGAAGUUUCUUGAGGCAUUGGCUGAAAUCAUAGAUACGACACUGACUACCGCGCACUUCAACAAACGCUGUGUGUCCGUCGAGAACUCCUCUUCUCGCCCAAUCAUCUACUUCGCAGAUGGGACCACCCAUGAGACUGACCUUGUUCUCGGCGCGGAUGGUAUAAGGAGUACUGUACGUGCGGCUGUGGUCGGGGAAAAACAAGCAGAGGAUUCGCUGUCGUUCAGCAAUACCGUCGCAUAUCGUGGACUCGUCCCCACCGAGACUCUGCGAUCUCUCGGGGUAAAGACGGAUAUGGUGGCGAAACCGCUCUGCUGGGUGGGGGACGGUAAACACAUCAUUACGUUCCCGAUCAAAGAGAACACAGUCAUCAACAUCGUAGUCUUCGUAAAGGAUUUCUCCAUCCCCAUCGGCUCCAAACGUCUCCCUCCCUCCGAACCCUGGGUGACCCGCGUCUCCCCCGACGAACUCCGCUCACAAUUCGAGAAUUGGGGCGACGACCCGCGCAUCAUCAUCUCCUGCCUCCUCGAGCCUUCGAAAUGGUCCAUCCAUAGUCUUAAUCCCGAGUUGAAGACCUACGUGAAUGGCAGGAUCGCACUCAUGGGUGAUGCGGCCCAUGGCAUGCUACCCCAUCUAGGCGCCGGCGCCGGUCAAGCCAUCGAAGACGCCGUCCUCCUCUCCCAGCUACUCGGUCAUCCACUAACCAGCUCAAGCAACAUCCCCUCCGUUCUGCUCGCCUACGACCGCGUGCGCGUCCCCCGUGCUACGAUGGCACAAAGAGGGAGCCAGCGCUCAGGCGAUAUAUAUGAUGGGCAUGGAGAGUCGGGGCUGACGCAGGAGGGGAUAAGGAAGGAUGCGGAGGGGCAGUGGGAUGGGGUUUGGCAUCAUGAUUUGGGAGAGGAUAUGAGGAGGGCGGUGGAGUGGCUGAGGGAGGAGGGCGCGUUUGGGGAGUAAGUGCAGGUUAGACUUCAGCAGGUUCCAUGGCUGUUGCUGGAUUGGUCCUCUGAAGGAAAGUAACUUGUAAGAAUGGAGUGAACGACUAUCCGUGUCUCUGGGACAGGCAUGGAGAUGGUGGUGGCUCGUGACCGGAGACGAUACGUGCAGACGCAGCCUGGAUGACAU